Myxocyprinus asiaticus (Chinese sucker) is the source of this 3483-nucleotide messenger RNA. RefSeq names its product dixin-A-like. Gene Ontology annotation, cellular component: cytosol. Gene Ontology annotation, molecular function: protein binding. Lineage: Eukaryota; Metazoa; Chordata; Actinopteri; Cypriniformes; Catostomidae. Gene Ontology annotation, biological process: canonical Wnt signaling pathway. The transcript has 21 exons. Bases 211 to 2271 code for a protein of 686 amino acids. The record is from RefSeq and is a predicted model, not a curated record.
UUCUCCCCAUCCGAGUCUACCUCGUAUCCUGUUUCACGUCUAGUGAGUUAACGGGCUGGCACAUAUGGCAAUCGCAUUGAUUGAGGUGUUUUCUGUAGUUUCCUUUGUUUACAUCGGCCCCUCCGAUAUGCGGUUAAAACGAUCUGGCUGACUUAAGACAUUCAAAUAUCUGCCCUCGCGCUCCUUUAACCUUGAUGAGAAGUCAGAAGAAUGAUCGCAUCCCUGUCUAAAGGAAAUCUCCUUGACGUGCUCCAGGAGGGUCCUAAUGAGCAACAACUGGCUGCCUAUGUGUCUUGGGUUAAUGCACAGCUGAGGAAGAAACCAGGAAUAAAACCUGUGAGCGAUCUACGGCAGGAUCUCCGAGAUGGUGUGGUCCUAGCACACCUCAUUGACAUAGUGGCUGGUGAGCUGCUCGAUGGCAUUCAUUAUGUGCCACGGGACGACCUGGAGAAGAAGCAGAACGUGGAGAAGGUCCUGCAGUUUGUGUCAUCCAAACGGAUCCGAAUGCCACAGACCUCUGCCAGGGACAUUGUGGAGGGGAACCUCAAAUCUGCCAUGAGGCUCAUCCUUGCCCUGGCUGCACAUUUUAAACCCUCCGCAUCAGCAAAUCACAGAGAUGGGGCUGUAAGCAGGAGUUCCACUGGCUCCUCAGCCAAUCACAGACCUCAUUCCACCAUGGCAAUGGCCCAGAAUGCAGCAGCAGCACUGGCAGCAGCCAGACAGGAUGCCUCUCGCCCAGGCCGCUCUGUCUUUCACCUAAGACAAGAAUGGAGCAGUCAUAGUUGUAGUGCUGAUGAGGACACAGAGAACCCCUGCUGGAGUGUCCGAGCGUUGGUCCAGCAGUAUGAAGGACAAAAGGGAACAUUUGAGGAAGAGACAGGAGCAAGAUCCACAGGCCUCAGUUCGCCAAGCCCCACUCACACUCCUAAAGACUCCAUCAGCCUGUCAGAGGUGAAGGCAGGUCUCCUAGACAGCCUGUCUGGAGAGAAAACCAAUAAGUCAGAGGAUGCAGUGAAAUCGGCCCUAUGUGACCAAGCAAUCUUCUCAGGACAUGAUAGUCUAGGGGGCUGCAGGUGGGAGGACAAUCUAUAUGAGCACCAAGAGCAGCUGGAGAGAGAGAUGAAGGAUGCGCGGAAAAUGGUGUCCAGCCUACAGGCUCUCCUUCUCCAUGGUUCAUUACCUGAGGAUGAACAGGAGGUGUCACUCAGUCUGGGUGAGGGAGUGGAAAAUGCUGAGCAGCAAUUGGUUGUAAUCCGAAGUCGUCUGGACCAAAGCAUGGAGGAGAGCCAGGAUUUGAAGAGGGAGAUGUUGAGGUUCAAACAGGAGGCACGUAACCUGCAAGGAGUCAAAGAUGCACUUCAGCAGCGAAUGGCUGUACAGGAAGCCUCAGUUCUGCAGCUCAAACAAGAACUCCUGCGCUCCAACAUGACCAAAGACGAGCUGGCGGGACAGAAUGCGGAGUUACAGAGAAAGCUGGAGGAGAGGAACAGACUUCUCAGUGAAUACAAGAAAGAGCUGUGUCAGAAGGAUAGACUUCUACAACAACAACAGCUGAAGCUCGAUGAGUCAUUUCGCAAGCUGACCGACAGCAGCAGCCAGCAGGCUUGCAUACAGAGGGAGCUAGAGCACAAGGAGACUAUUGUCAAAGAGCUAAUGAACCAUGAGACGGAGGAACGUCCUGGCUCACAAAAUAACGGUUUCUCACAUCCACCAGUUACAACAUCCAAAACACACCAUGGGGCCGAGGAGCUGCAGUUAGUAAGAGAUACUCUGCGUAGUCUGAGAAACAGUUUUGGAGGUCACGACCCUCGGCAUCACACUCUGGACACCUUAGAGCAAGGUGUGGCCAGCCUGAUGGAUCGACUUUAUGACCUGGAAACAACACGCCACAAAAAGGAGCGGAGGACUAGAGGCAAAUCACCAGGACACAAAGCCAUUCAUUCAGACUCCUGGCCUCCUACUUCAAAAAUGGCUCCUUCUCACAGCAGUCCUGCACUAAACUCUUCAGCCUGCACCAAAGUCUUGUACUUUACUGACAGCUCACUCACACCAUUCAUGAUCAACAUUCCCAAGAAGCUGGGGGAGGUCACCCUGCAAGACUUCAAGGCAGCCAUAGAUCGAGAAGGCAAUUAUAGAUACCAUUUCAAAGCACUGGAUCCAGAGUUUGGCACUGUGAAAGAAGAGGUGUUCCAGGAUGACGCAGUGGUCCCGGGCUGGGAGGGGAAGAUUGUGGCCUGGAUAGAGGAGGACCAUGGACAGAAAGGGACCUAACAUGAGUGUGCAAGAAUCUGUGAAUAUAAGAAAUAGUGACAUCUGUGCCAAAAAUGCCAAAAUAAAUUAACAUUGAUUUGUAAUAUAAAUGUACAGAGGUGGACCUCUCUGCAGUGCCCUACAAAGUUCUUUUCAGUGUCCUUUACUCUAUACUGCAUGAACUGAACAACUGAAUGAUCCAGAGUGGUUCCCAAAAGAAGUUGAGGAUCACCAUGAGGGUGACCAUAUGGAGAACAUCAGAGAUUUUCACUGGGGAUUUCAGAUCUCUUUUAGAAGUCUCGCCAUAGAACAGAUUUCCAUUCUUUGUAAAUACUUAAGGAACGUUUGUGUGUCAAAAGUUUUUACUGUGACACAGGAAGCCUUUUGUUUGUUACUGUAAUGACAAGCUAGAUUUCUCAGUUCACCUUAUGUAACAUAGAUACUGCCAGAGAAUUUCAUAAGACUACUUUUUUAAGAUCACUUGUGUGAAAAUGGACAUUAUAAACCUUAAGAAAGAAAAGCAGUAAAAAUGGACCAAAGUAUUUAGCUUUUUUGAUAUAAGAUCUUACAACGUCAUUUAAUGUGUCUUUCUUAGUUGCUUUUUGUUAGUAAGAGUCAAACAACAAGCUUGUCUGUUGAUAGUCUGCAGUGAAGAUUUAACUGGAUGGCAUAAAUAUGAGAUUUCAGUUCAUGAUUUUGAUGAUUAAAAACAGAUUAUCAAGAAGGGUUAUGCUACAUAGUACAUUUACUGCAGCAGAGCUAAAUUAAAAGAAAGUGACCUUUGAUUGUCACUGCAAGCUUUCAAAUGUAAUUUAAUGCAACCAUUAAAAGUGUGCUAUUUGGCUGCACUAAUUUGAGCAUCACUGGAGUGGACAGAGAGGGGUCACUAGAUUUGUCUUUUGUAUUUUUGUUCUGUUUUAUAUUUAUGUAAAUAUGUUAAUAUUUCAGAGGCAGAUAGAGGCAUAGUGCCUUUUUACUGUAUGAUGUUCUAUAAAUACUAAAUAAUAUUUUCAAGAUAUGGAGUGUCUCCUUUUUACCUGUAAAAGGCACACGAUCACUCACUUCAGAGAGGCCUCAAGCUAACUGGAACCUUGUUGUUCACUCAAGAUGGACUGCAACAUGAGCACUGUAUGCCAUAACUGAAAUUCUGCUUUUACCUUCCUCAUUACUGCAAGUCUUUACAGUGUGCUUCUAUAGAGGAUUGUUAUUUGGUUUGCCAAUAAACAGUCUGAA